ACUUUUGCUCCAGCAAGCAACCUCUUCUUAUGAGAAGGGAAAUCGAUCAAUCAAUCGAUCGAUCGUUGCAUUCUUCAUUUUAUUGUUUGUUGUGUUUGUCAUUUUGGACGUUCAAGCUGUUUUGCUCUUUAGACUGACUAACAACUUCUCAAUAUGCACAUCACAUGUAUGUAUGUACCUUUAUCAGAUUAUUUCAUUUACGCAUUUAAGUUUAGUUGAUUCCGAUUGAAAAGGCCGUAGCAAUAGUGGUGACCAUGGGCGAGCUCCGGAGGCCAUCUAUCGAUCGUCUAUCUGUCUUUGGGAGGCUGGAUUGAACAGGCUGAUUAAUUCAUGAAUAGGACGUCCGCCCAGUCGUGGUGGGAAUCCUCAUUCACUACUGCCAGAUGACGAGACACGGCAAAACCGUAGAGCGGCUUCUUCCCUGAACCACUCAUUCACCGCGUUUGGAUAUGCUACAGUCACGACCAUUCACCGUUCCGCCAUCGAAAGCCUCGAACGGGUGAGUAACAGACUGAACCGCAAAGACGACAGGAAGGGCUUAAAUAGCUGCCUCCUUUCCAUCUUUGCAAAAUUAUUCCCACUCCUCAGACAAGAAGACCACACACACGCAGUCAGAUCUCCCUCCCUCAAACCUCUCGCGACGAUUUACCUGAAAUACGAACACGCAAAAGCAAAAGAAGAGUCGAAGCAAUCGCCAACAUGGCCAGACAGACGCACUACAAUGAAGCCCAAAACCGCUCCCCCGACUUCCCCUACAGCCUGCCCGGCAGCCAGGCCAGCGAGGGCAGUCAGGCCAGCCAAGACAGCCAAGACAGCCAAGACAGCCAAGACAGCACGAGCUCCGACGUUGCUGUUGUCGGCGAGGAUGGAUACGUCGUCUGGCAGUACACGCGCGCCGACUUUGAGGACUGGGCCGACUUCGAAAUCUGGGCCAACUACUGGACGCGCCGCUGGUGCCGCUGGAAGUGCUGCCGGUGCGGCUUCAUCAACCGCAUGCCGCGGUCCGAGCUGACCGUGGCGCACUGUCGCAAUCCCGGGCGGCCCGGCCUUGCCGGGAGCUGCCCGCGAGACGAGAGGGGGGAGACACACAUGGGACCCAGCGGCUGCUGCUGCUUGAUCCUCGUGCCGUGGGAGGUCAUCUCGGCGGUUGUCGAAUGAUGAGUUGCUGCUGCUGUUGUUGUUGUUGUUUUUCUCUUCUCUUCUUCUUUUCUACUUCUUUUUCUUUCUCUUUGAUUUAAUGUGGCGAGGGGCCGCGGGUUGGACAAGAGUCUGUCGUGUGUUAAGACGCCGUGUGGUUGGGACACAGUAGUCUGCUUCGGGCUCUAGUGUU
Colletotrichum destructivum is the source of this 1330-nucleotide messenger RNA. RefSeq lists its product as uncharacterized. The transcript is spliced from 2 exons. The record is from RefSeq and is a predicted model, not a curated record. The coding region runs from base 700 to 1158 and encodes 152 amino acids. Lineage: Eukaryota; Fungi; Ascomycota; Sordariomycetes; Glomerellales; Glomerellaceae.